Leptosia nina is the source of this 1704-nucleotide messenger RNA. NCBI's taxonomy places the organism in Eukaryota, Metazoa, Arthropoda, Insecta, Lepidoptera, Pieridae. The record is from the annotation of a GenBank genome assembly.
AUGAAUGUGAUAUUGCUUCUCAAACGUUUUGCUAUAGCAAACGUGUUGACUGGUGUCUACAGUUUAGCGACUCUCUUCUUUAUUGCUUUAAACUACAUAAAGAAUCCGUUUAAAAAUUGGGCUCCGAAAGUCAAAUUGGAGCCGCCGUCUAGAUUAUCUGAUCCAAAAUUUGGAGUGCACAAAUAUAUAAAGGCCAAUAAUGUUAAGCUACAUUAUGUGGAAAGCGGUGACCCUUCGCGGCCUUUAAUGAUAUUUAUACAUGGAUUCCCCGAAUUUUGGUACUCAUGGCGGUAUCAAUUAGUGGAAUUUCAAAAGGAUUAUUGGUGCAUAGCUAUAGAUAUGAGGGGAUAUGGAGACUCUGAGAGACCGGAAGAUGUUUCUUCCUACAAACUGCCGACAUUAGCUGAAGAUAUUCGUGACCUAGUGCGGCAAUUAGGUCGAGAGAAAUGUAUUAUUGUUUCCCACGACUGGGGCGGCCUGGUGGCCUGCAGGUAUCGUGAUUUAUACCCAGAAACUCUCCAAGGUCUGGUCGUACUAGGUAGUACAGCUCACGAGGCAUGGGCUGAUGCUUUGUGGAACAAUGAUGAGCAAAGGAAAAUGUCCUGGUACGUGUUUUUAUUCCGAAUGCCAAUAGUACCAGAACUAAUGUUGCAAACAACCGAAAUAUUUGAAAAAUCAAUGCUUAUUGAAGGAAAACCAACGGUCGACUUACAAGACAUUGAAUGUUUCAAAUACUGGUUUAGCAAACAAGGUGCAUUUACUCCACCUAUAAAUUUCUACAGAGCAAAUUUUACCUUACAAGUUGAAAAAAAGGUUCACCAGGAAAAUAUACCUUUUCUCUUUGCUCACGGAGUUAAUGAACGCUUUUUGGGACAGAAAUUGACCGAAAAUAUGAAAGAAAUAUACAAGUUUAUCGAAAUAACAAAAGUAGAGGACAGUGGUCACUUUCUCCAACAGGAAGAGCCAAAACGUAAAAAAUAUGAGCUUGUAAAAUCUAAUGGCUGCCGAAGUAAAAACGAGAAACAGCUGAUAUUAGAUGACCCGUUAUUCGUUUAUAUACUUUCAGCGACAUACAGGAUGUCACUGACCAUACAACAAAUAAUUUUGGACGCAAAAAGACUUGCAGGCCGUUUGAAGGAGCGAGAAACUGAAGCGGAUGCUUUGCUUACUGAAACUCAAACAGCAUAUAGACAAAUAAGCACUAUGAAACAGUACAAAGAAGAAGUAGAUACACUGAAUGAAGCCUCAAGGGAGAGGCCUAGGGGUGAACUGAUUGCCAGUAUAGAAAGAGAGUCUCGACUUAUGAGAGAUGUGCAGAGAGAAAAUGGUGAGCUUCGUGCUGCUUUGGAGGACCAUCGAAGAGCCUUGGAACUAAUCAUGUCAAAGUACAGACAACACACUGAGAAGCGAAUUUGGGAAUCACGCAUUGACUUCACUUCUGCUAUUAAUGAAAAGCAGCAAGAGUUGAUUCGUCAACAGGCUGAGCGAAUAAAUGAAAUGACCAGCAUCAUGUACAAAGCAGUAAAUAUGGAUGCGCAUGGUGAUACCAGAAGGGAAGAAGAAUUAUACCAAAGGCUUAUAACUGAGAAUAAGGGUCUUCGUGAGAUGUUAGAUAUAUCUCGGCGCUAUGGUUCAGACAAACCGUACCCACCCAUGGAAGACAAGGAUGUGCAAACAGAUGGACCGCCUCUUUCAGGGGCGUGA